AGGAAGUGAUCCGGUGGCUCUGGAGUCCUGUGGAGAAAGUGUUGUUCGCCGCGUCUGUGGCGGCGGGAGCCGGGGUGCCUGGGGAGGCUGGCUGUCCGGCCUCGCCGCAGCGGGGUGCCGUUGCCAGCGCAGCGCCACGGCCCGUCCUCCAGCCCCGAGCCCGGGGCGGGGUCGCCGCUCCUUCGGGCUCCUUAGCGGCGCUCCACGGGGCGCCCACCCGGGCAUCUCCCGGGCCUCCGGCCAGGGCCCCGCGCUCCGGGCCCCCGCGCCCUGCCCCCCUCCCCGAGCCGGCGAGACCCUGGUCCCGAGCGGCAGCCUCGGACCCGGGACUGGACGCCUCCAAGACGCUGAGCCCCGGCCCGCCGCAGACGGGGCUCUGCAUCAUCCCCGACAUGUCCCCCACCGUCUCCCACAAGGACAGCAGUCGGCAGCGACGGCCGGGCGCCUUCGCCCACUCUCUGGACGGGAAGAGCGGGCCUCUGCCGCCGGGCGCCUGGGAUGACAGCCACCCGGACAUGGGGGGCGGGGAGGGCGACAGGGAAGCGCUUCUGCCGGACGCCGGCGCCGCCGACGCGAGGCCCAGCCGGAGCUGCCGCGCCGAGCUGAGCAGCAUUUUGCUGUUGCUUUUCUUUUACGUGCUUCAGGGCAUUCCGCUGGGCCUGGCGGGAAGCAUCCCGCUCAUUUUGCAGAGCAAAAAUGUCAGCUAUACGGAUCAAGCCUUCUUCAGCUUUGUCUUUUGGCCCUUCAGCCUCAAGUUGCUCUGGGCGCCCUUGGUUGAUGCGGUCUACUUCAGGAACUUCGGUCGUCGCAAGUCGUGGCUUGUCCCUACACAGUACAUACUGGGCCUCUUCAUGAUCUAUCUGUCCACGCAGGUGGACCGUCUGCUCGGGGAUGCUGACGGCAGAACCCCCGAUGUGGUUGCGCUCACUGUGGCCUUCUUUCUGUUUGAAUUCCUGGCCGCCACUCAGGACAUCGCUGUGGAUGGUUGGGCGUUAACUAUGUUAUCCCGGGAAAACGUGGGUUAUGCUUCCACUUGCAAUUCAGUGGGCCAAACAGCUGGCUACUUUUUGGGCAAUGUUUUAUUUUUGGCCCUGGAAUCUGCCGACUUUUGUAACAAAUACUUGCGGUUUCAGCCUCAACCCAGGGGAAUCGUUACUCUUUCAGAUUUCCUUUUUUUCUGGGGAACUAUAUUUUUGAUAACAACAACUUUAGUUGCCCUUCUGAAGAAAGAAAACAAAGAAGUAUCAGUUGAUAAAGAAGAAAUGCAGGGGAUCUCAGAUACUUACAAGCUGCUUUUUGCAAUUGUAAAAAUGCCAGCAGUUCUAACAUUUUGCCUUCUGAUUCUAACUUCAAAGAUUGGUUUUUCAGCAGCAGAUGCAGUAACAGGACUGAAAUUGGUAGAAGAGGGAGUACCCAAAGAGCAUUUAGCCUUAUUGGCAGUUCCAAUGGUUCCUUUGCAGAUAAUAUUGCCUCUGAUUAUCAGCAAGUACACUGCAGGUCCCCAGCCACUAAACAUAUUUUACAAAGCCAUGCCCUACAGAUUAUUGCUUGGAUUGGAAUAUGCUCUGCUGGUUUGGUGGACUCCUAAAGUGGAACAUCAAGGAGGAUUCCCUGUGUAUUACUACAUUGUAGUGCUGCUGAGUUACGCGUUACAUCAGGUUACAUUGUACAGCAUGUAUGUUUCCAUAAUGGCUUUCAACGCAAAGGUUAGUGAUCCACUUAUUGGAGGAACCUAUAUGACCCUUUUAAAUACCGUGUCCAAUCUGGGAGGAAACUGGCCUUCUACAGUAGUUCUUUGGCUGGUCGAUCCCCUCACAGUGAAGGAGUGUGUAGGAGCAUCAAACCAGAAUUGUGGAACACCUGAUGCUGUUGAGCUUUGCAAAAAACUUGGUGGCUCAUGUGUUACAGCACUGGAUGGGUAUUAUGUGGAGUCCAUUAUCUGUGUUUUUAUUGGAUUUGGUUGGUGGUUCUUUCUUGGUCCAACAUUUAAAAAGUUACAGGAUGAAGGCCCGUCUUCAUGGAAGUGCAAAAGGAGUAAUUAAUGCACUCACUACUGGGCAUUCUGGAAAGGUAACCAUACUCGAGCUUUGCUUCCGAGAGCCGUGACAGUCAGUGCACAAAAGUAUAUGUUAUUUUAAACAAGGAAAUUAUUGAUAUAAAAUGCCAAAUGGUUAAAAAAUAGAGACCUCUCUGUAUAUUUGAUUCUAUCUUUCCUUGCCUUGUCGAUAUAUUUAAAGUUUACCUAAGGUCAGGAAAUUGGUUCUAAAACAACUCAUCUGGCCUUGUUAUUUGAUUUAUAUCAUUUUAAUUUACUGACCAAAGUGUGUUUUAAGCUGCAAUGCAGUUGUCAUGGGGGGUAACCAUGCAGUCAGGUAUUGUUAUCAGUACCCACAUUGAGCUGUAUUUACAAUUUUGGUAAAAUAUAUUAAAUGGAACAGAGCUUAAUAUUCAGGUACGAACUACAACUAGUCCGACCUUGUUGGCAGUUAAAUCUUAUUUUGAAUUGCAAAUUGGUAAAAUUCUAUGUAGGCUACUGAAAUGUCAUUUUAGUUGUUAUUUUUCUGACCAUAACCACGUUGUACUAAUAAGUCUGUUAAAAAAGACUAUCUUAAAUGUAUUCCCUGCUUUUGUAAGCAUUAAAGAUUUAUAAGGUUAUUCAGACUAUUUUUUAUAAAAUGAAAGCUUUGAUUUUUAAUUUAUUGAUUCCCCUGCCUCCCUUUUUUUGGAAGAUAUUUUGAUUCCUUGUUAAGUUUACAUUAAGUUUAUAUAUGUUUUUUGUUAUAAGUGCUUCUUGGCACACAGACAGCACAUGAGGGGAUCAAAUUUAGUGUGGUAUGUAUGUUUAUGGCAAAGUUUUGAAAAUAAAAAUCAAAUGUUUUUCUUCAAGUA
Molecule: messenger RNA, 2889 nt
Organism: Diceros bicornis minor
Lineage: Eukaryota; Metazoa; Chordata; Mammalia; Perissodactyla; Rhinocerotidae
Gene: SLC33A1
Product: solute carrier family 33 member 1
Exons: 6
Coding region: 393-2042 (549 amino acids)
Cellular component (GO): membrane
Molecular function (GO): acetyl-CoA transmembrane transporter activity
Source: RefSeq, a predicted model, not a curated record